AUGGAUGAUCACUUUCUGAACUUGGAUUUUGUGAAGAGUCUGAGUGAAUCCAUACUUUAUGUGAGUAAAUCAAGUACUGCUAUUGUGAUUGUAUCUCUCUAUGCAGAUGACUUGCUAGUGAUAGGAAGUGAUAAUGUUCAGAUAGAGGUGUCCAAGCAAGAAAGGAUGAAGGUGUUCGAGAUGACCGAUCUAGGUCUGAUACAUUACUUCCUUGGUAUGGAGAUUCACCAAGGGCAGAAUGAAGUGUUUCUCUAUUGUAGCAGAAAUUGCUUACCGCAAGUGUACGGGUCAAGUUUUAAUAAAGUGAAGAUCAAGUUGCAAAAGGAUGAUGGAGAGGAACCUGCAGACGAUAAUGUGUACAAAAGUUUAGUUGGAUGUCUCAUGUAUCUCACAUCCACUAGACCUAACAUUAUGUACACUGGUUACUCAGAUAGUGAUUAG
Messenger RNA from Momordica charantia (bitter melon), 441 nucleotides. The record is from RefSeq and is a predicted model, not a curated record. Lineage: Eukaryota; Viridiplantae; Streptophyta; Magnoliopsida; Cucurbitales; Cucurbitaceae.